Acanthosepion pharaonis is the source of this 543-nucleotide messenger RNA. Lineage: Eukaryota; Metazoa; Mollusca; Cephalopoda; Sepiida; Sepiidae. The record is from the annotation of a GenBank genome assembly.
AUGUUCGAUUCUUUUCUCUCUUUCUCUCUCUCUCUCUCUCUCUCUCUCUCUCUCUCUCUCUCUCUCUCUCUCUCUUUCACACACGCACUUUCUUUUGACCCAUUGCCUGAUCAAAGAGAAUGGAGACUUCAACAUUACAUCUAUCAAUUGAGAAAUGGGCAACGUUGCCGUUCAGCACAACACUACCCCCAAACCGCCACCCGCCCGACCCAUGCCUCACUUUCACUCUAUAUCUGUCUAUCUAUCUAUGGCGAUUUGACUAUCUAUCUAUCUAUCUAUCUAUCUAUCUAUGGCGAUUUGACUAUCUAUCUAUCUAUCUAUCUAUCUAUCUAUCUAUCUAUCUAUGGAGAUUUGCCUAUCUAUCUAUUUAUCUAUCUAUCUAUCUAUGGCGAUUUGACUAUCUAUCUAUCUAUGGCGAUUUUACUAUCUAUCUAUCUAUCUAUCUAUCUAUCUAUCUAUCUAUGGAGAUUUGCCUAUCUAUCUAUUUAUCUAUCAAUCUAUCUAUGGCGAUUUGACUAUCUAUCUAUCUAUCUAUCUAUUUGA